AAAAGCCGCCACUUGAACCACCGCCACAAGCAGUGCGUUCACCAGACCAAGCACAAAGAAAAUUCUCAGACACAAUCACAGAGGCGAAGAAAACAAGCAUCUCGAUUCCUUAUCCUCCUCCACUUAUAUAUGACGACGAUGACUGUUUCUUCUCCAUAAAUUCUCAAUUCCCUUCUUGUUGAUCAUCUUCCUAUGAGAGUCGCUUGCUGCCGGAACCCAACCACGACACUCCGCCGCCGUCCUCGUCCUUCGCCAUGUUGGAGGCACGCCGCUGGGAGAGGGAGCGCAGAAGCCCCGAGAGGAGCCUCACCGCCGGUAAUGGUUACGUGGAGGUCGAUCCCUCCGGCCGCUAUGGACGCGAACUGAGAACCAUGCAGACUUCUCAUGAUCUAUGUUUCUGUGUGAUAUACCUGAUAACAGUUUGAUGAAGUGCUCGGGAAAGGAGCCACCAAGACUGUAUACAAGGCAUUUGAUGAGUUAAAUGGCACGGAGGUGGCCUGGAACCAGGCCAAGCUCUGCAUCGUGAUGCAGUCGCCGGAGGCGCUGCAGCGGAUGUACUCGGAGGUGCACCUGCUCAGCUCCCUUAGCCAUGAAUCCAUCAUCCGAUUCCACGCCUCGUGGGUCGACAUCCAGCACCGGACUCUCAACUUCAUCACUGAGAUGUUCACCUCCGGUACCCUCCGAGAGUACCGGCAGACGUAUCCACGAGUCGACAUCAGAGCCAUCAAGAGCUGGGCGCGCCAAAUCCUGCAUGGUCUCGUCUACUUGCACGGCCACGAUCCCCCGGUGAUCCACAGGGACAUCAAGUGCGACAACAUCUUCGUCAACGGCCAUCUCGGACAAGUCAAGAUCGGCGAUCUCGGCCUGGCUGCAGUCCUCCGCCGCCACCAGCCCGCGCACAGCGUCAUCGGUACUCCCGAGUUCAUGGCGCCGGAGCUUUACGAGGAAGAGUACAACGAGCUUGUCGAUAUCUAUUCCUACGGCAUGUGCAUGGUUGAGAUGCUCACAGCCGAAUGCCCUUACAGUGAGUGCUGCAAUCCAGCUCAGAUCUACAAGAAAGUUACUUCGGGGAAGUUGCCUGAAGCAUUCUAUCGCAUACAAGAUCCAGAGGCGAAGCGAUUCAUCAGUAGGUGUUUAGAAAACGUGGCGAACAGAUCAUCGGCGAAGGAGCUACUUCUUGAUCCUUUUCUUGCACUGGAUGAUCAUCAUGGUCUGCCAUUGACACUGAAGAACACUCCUGCUCACGUGGCUGAUCAGGACUCCAUUUUGCAUGAUCACAAGAAGAACUUGAACUCGUCUGAUCAGGUUGACGACAUUGUCGAUUGCACGAUCAAGAGAACGGAUAUGAGUAUCACCGGGAAGAUGAACCCCGAGGGCGAUACGAUCUUUCUCAAAGUUCAAAUUGCUGACAAAGAAGGCCAAGUGAGGAACAUCUACUUCCCCUUCGAUGUCGUGAGCGAUACACCGAUGAAUGUGGCGAAUGAAAUGGUGAAGGAGCUCGAGAUUACGGAUCGAGAGCCUUUGGAGAUUGCUGAUAUGAUAGCUCAGGAGAUAUCGAUUCUGCUGCCGGAUUGGAAGGAAAGUGCUAGCGGAGGCAAUGACCUUCACCAUGCCUAUAACUAUGUCGAUGAUGCUGAGGAUGGCUGCAAUCACCCAUUUUACAAUAUCGCAUCGCCGACUUCCUCCCAAGGCUCUGUGUUUGGAACAGGGCAAAGAGGAGGGUGGUUUCAAGGUGGUUUGUUUUCUGAUGACGACGACAUGAGCUCCACUCACUCAGGCAAGUAUUCUUGCAUGAAUUACACCUCGAGCAACGAGCAAGAAAGCGAAAUGAGCUUCCACCAGAGCAAUCACGAGGCGAAAGAGGAUGCCGCACUGACGAGGGAGCUCGAGAAGAAGUGCAGAGUAGGACUACCGGAGUCCUCCUCCUCAAGGACCCCUUGUGCUCCAAAGGGAAGCACCGCAGAUAGCCGGAGGUUGACGCGAAACUGCUCGAUGGUCGACAUGCGAAGUCAGCUACUUCAUCGGAAUCUCGUGGAGCAUUUGAAGAAGAGGCUGUUUAAGACCGUCGGCGCGGUGGAGCAGAUUGGGUUUCAGAACCCAUUGAAUGGCUCUCGCAAGGCAACUUCAUCCUCUAGGGGAGGAGGAGGAGAGUACAGGAAACAAAAGCCAGGGUUUACAUGGGCAAGAAGUUGAUUUCCUCUGAGAAAAGGGAAAACAACAACUUUUGAGUUCUUAGCAAGUGUUUUGAGGUGCUUGUAAUGUAUUCUUGAAAGCAUCUGAAUUUGGGUGCUUGUAAUCCCUAAGGAGUAGUCGGUCAACUACUCAUCUGCGUUAAUUAUGCGUGAUUGAAAAGUCAUAAUCGACGUUCGACUUAAUCCUUUCUCA
Molecule: messenger RNA, 2385 nt
Organism: Zingiber officinale
Lineage: Eukaryota; Viridiplantae; Streptophyta; Magnoliopsida; Zingiberales; Zingiberaceae
Product: probable serine/threonine-protein kinase WNK5
Exons: 7
Coding region: 526-2193 (555 amino acids)
Biological process (GO): intracellular signal transduction; protein phosphorylation
Cellular component (GO): cytoplasm
Molecular function (GO): ATP binding; protein serine/threonine kinase activity
Source: RefSeq, a predicted model, not a curated record